AUGGCAGGGAGAGGAAAGAAGUUGCAACCAAGAUUUGUAGGACCUUAUAAGAUUCUCCAACGUGUAGGAAACGUGGCCUAUAAGUUGGAACUACCACCAAAUUUGUCUCGAAUUCAUAACAUUUUCCAUGUGUCUAUGCUCAAGAAGUAUCACCCAGAUCCCUCCCAUGUACUGCAACCAGAAAAUAUUGAUAUCGACGAGGCACUGACUUAUGAGGAGAAACCAGAGAACCUUUUGGAUCGUAAGGUGAAGGAACUAAGGAAUAAGCAAAUCCCUUUGGUAAAAGUUCUAUGGAGGAAUCACGGAUUAGAGGAAGCAACUUGCGAGGUAGAAGAAGAGAUUCGAGAGAAAUAUCCAGACCUAUUUCCAAAUCAAGGUGCUCAAGGGUGUUUCGAAGGGGAUCCCGGUACAGACAAUUGA
This is a messenger RNA of Coffea eugenioides, 420 nucleotides long. RefSeq lists its product as uncharacterized. Lineage: Eukaryota; Viridiplantae; Streptophyta; Magnoliopsida; Gentianales; Rubiaceae. The coding region runs from base 1 to 420 and encodes 139 amino acids. The record is from RefSeq and is a predicted model, not a curated record. The transcript is spliced from 2 exons.